This is a messenger RNA of Larimichthys crocea (large yellow croaker), 1462 nucleotides long. It is a transcript of the gene cenpk, whose product is annotated as centromere protein K. Lineage: Eukaryota; Metazoa; Chordata; Actinopteri; Sciaenidae. The coding region runs from base 123 to 923 and encodes 266 amino acids. Gene Ontology annotation, biological process: kinetochore assembly; mitotic sister chromatid segregation. The transcript is spliced from 10 exons. Gene Ontology annotation, cellular component: nucleus. The record is from RefSeq and is a predicted model, not a curated record.
AGCGCUCCUCGACACAGUCCUCUGACGUAGACGUUACGUCAGCGACGUUGGCGGUAUUUUGAAGGAGAGGCGUCUGUUGUUGUUUCUCCGCGUCGAGGAGCAAAAGCUGCGAAACACAAACAAUGGCCGAGGUGAAGCCCGGAGGAGCGGCGGCGGCAGAGCUGUCAGAGGCCGCUCAAACUGAGGUGAUGGACAUGUGUGAGGAUCAGUUUGAUCUGCUGGAAAAGCUCCAGAAUGAGAUUAUACUGAGUGAACGGGAUUUCUGUGAGACUCCACAAGAGCAGUCAGUGAAUCGACUGACGGCAACAGAAGCUGAACUGAAGCAGUGGCUGACAGCGGAGCCCGAACUGUUUGCAGCAAACUCAGAACUUUUACUUCAAGCUGGAAAAGAGGAGAUGGUAAAGCUGUGCUCUGAACUUGAGAUGGUUGUUUCUUGCUACGAAGCAAAGAGAGACAAACUGAGAGAAACUAAAGAACUUGAACAGAAGUGGCUGCAAGAGAAGAAAGAGGCGCUGAUGGCUGCCAGUGAUCACGCUGAACGACUUAAAAUGGAAAAGGAAAAAAUAUCAGAGCUCAGUGUACUGCAGGACACAAAGGCAAAAAUUCAAAAAAUGAAGGUCUACCAGGAAAGUUUGAUGGAAUGUCUUGGGGACAUACUUGAGAAGCACGUCCCCUUCCCUCAGAAUGACUCCAGUACAAACAAGAAGAAGAAGAACAUUGCCCAAGAGUCGGAUGAAGACUUGAUUUCACUUAAUGAAAUUCUCGAGCUUCUCAUGAACCAAGUCCUCAACACACCGCACGACCCGUACGUGACGAUAGACAACACGUUCUGGCCACCGUACAUAGAGAUGCUGCUCCGCUAUGGUAUCGCAGUGAGGCACCAGGAGAAUAACUUCAAGAUCCGCCUGGAAACCUUUUGUUGAGGCAGCGGUGCAUUAGGCAUCUCAAGCACCAACCACUUAUCUGCUAGUGUUUCUAAUUUCAGUCUGCUUGUAUAGCGCUAUCAUUAUGUGUAUUUAUGUAAGCUGGCAUGAGGACUAACUGCUGGGAAAGCAACAAGGCUAGUGAUUUACUCUGUGUGUAUGACUUUCAAGCGUUUUUAUAGGUUAAGAACUGUUUUUUAUGUACAGAGUGACCAUGACAUUUCAAAAAAUGUAAAUAUAUUUUGAUUUUUUUUUUUGGACAGAGUGCUGUCAGUUUCAUGUAAACUCAUAUUAAUAAUCAACAGAUAUGAACUGAGUCUUGUCUUAACUACAUGCACGGAGUUUAAUCAGCAGUGAGCACUGUACUGUUAGUAUUCAUGUGUUCUUUAAAUUCAUUUUAAGUCCUUCAGAUGUGAUAAAGGUUUACCUCCUGAUGCCUUCACAUACCCCGAUGAUGUUCUGUAUAUAUGUACAUUAUGUUUGUAAAUAUUUUCUUGUUCAUGUUCAAUAAAGCUGUGGUGCUGUCAGCCAGACGUAUC